Molecule: messenger RNA, 258 nt
Organism: Tinamus guttatus (white-throated tinamou)
Lineage: Eukaryota; Metazoa; Chordata; Aves; Tinamiformes; Tinamidae
Source: RefSeq, a predicted model, not a curated record
AACAAGGCCUUUGAAUUCCAGCAAGAGAACGCCAGGAACCUGAAGGAGGCUGAGACCCUGCUGAAAGACCUCUUCCUGGACGUGGACCGUGCUAAGAGGCUGAAGCACCCCCAGGCUAUUGAGAUAGAGAAAGACAUCCAGCAGCUCCAUGACCGUGUGACACAGCAGUGUGCAGAGUACCGGGGCCUCUAUGAAAAGCUGAAUAUCCCUGAUGUGGGGCCGAGGGUAGACUGGGUCAGGAUCCUGGAUCAGAAGAUG